Cucurbitaria berberidis CBS 394.84 is the source of this 327-nucleotide messenger RNA. RefSeq lists its product as uncharacterized. Lineage: Eukaryota; Fungi; Ascomycota; Dothideomycetes; Pleosporales; Cucurbitariaceae. The record is from RefSeq and is a predicted model, not a curated record. The transcript has a single exon. Bases 1 to 327 code for a protein of 108 amino acids.
AUGGCUUCCAAUCUUUCCUACGCCUACAUGGAUCUACUCACCGAGAGGGGUCCUGAGCCGCACUCAACGUACCGUCCGCUAGAGUCUACCGAGCUCGUUAGUGCUAUGGUCAAUGAAGUGGGCCUUAUCAAUCCAUUAUCACCUCCAAAUACCAGCAGUCCUGAAUAUAUUAACACAAAUGGCGCGGACCUCAAUACAGGACAUAGCCCAGACUGCUCUAAUAAAUCAGAGAAGAAGAAGAAAGGAAAAGAAAAGAAGAAGCCGAAGAAAAGAAAGAGCGUGGAACUAACUAAUGAAACUUAUCAGACUUUGGUAGAUGAGUUCUAG